GUUAGGGGGUGUCAUGUUCUCUUUUUCCAAUGGAGUUCUGAUUGUAAUUCUUUGGACAAUACUCAUCAACCAAUUGACUGUCUACAGUUGUGCUGGGUACCUUUUUAAUUACAUCAUUAAACAGGAGGCACCAGAAAAUGGAUUCUGGUUUAACACGACACUUGAUCUCGUUCAGUUUAUUGGAUUCAUUCUCUACCCCAUCACUGGCCUACUGGCAGACAUAUACUGGACGAGAUUCAAUACAAUGUAUGCUGCCAUGUACUUCAAUGUUAUAGGCACAGCUAUAUUAACAAUUGCUUCUUUUCUGAGCUACUACGGUCAAACAGCAACCUGGCCUUUUGUAAUGGCUGGGAUGGUGCUACCAUUAGGUAUGAUACAGACUGGGGUUGCACUCUUUUCCUCUAAUGCUGUUCAAUUUGCAACCGAUCAAAUGCCAGGAGCUUCCUCAAACGAGCUAAGCUCAUUCGUUCAUUGGUAUUUCUGGGCUAUUUUUAUUGGACACGGCGAAGCAAACCUGAUAUUUUUAUUUCUGUACAUUUUUACUUCGUUGGACAAAGCAGUCAGACUGACCUUACUAAUAGUUUGUGUAGUCCAGGUUUUCUGUUGGGCUAUUGGGGUCGUAGGAAUCACCCUCUUAAGACAUAAGCUAGUAAACGAACCUGCAGGUCGAAACCCACUCAAACACUUAGCAAAGGUUCUCCGGUACUCCUGGCAUCACAAGGCUUCACGUUUUGAGUUCAGAAGUGCUUUUACAUAUGGAGUUGAAUCUCCCACUAGACUUGAUUUUGCCAAGGAAAGAUUCGGAGGUCCUUUUACAACGGAAGAAGUUGAGGAUACAAAGACAUUCUUUCGUGUAUUACUAGUCAUGCUUAGUGUGAGUGGAUACUUCUUCAUUGAUGCAACUGUAGCCACAAGCUCUCACAUGAGAGAAAUAAAAACUGCACUUAAUCUAAAAGCUGAUGUUGCAUUUGAUUACUUCAAUGUUAUGCCAUUCACGUGCACAACCUUCACAAUAUUAAUAUUGAUACCAUUAUAUCACUGUUGUAUGAGGAAACAUGUCAAGAAGUACAUGCCAUCAUUGCUUAAGAGGAUGUUCUUUGGAUUGGUGUUUGCAUUACUGUCAGUUAUACUUCUUCAAGUCAUAGAAAUUGUACUCUCGGUGGAAGUUCAUGCCCUGACCUCCUGCGAUAGGUGUAGUUUGAUUAAUAAUGACUCAAUCUGUUUAUGGAAUUAUAGUUUGCACACUCAAGACUUUAACUUUGAACUCUUUCCUUAUCAAGUAAUCUUCAUCCCUCAAAUCUUCAAUGGAAUUGCAUUUCUCUUUGUGUGUCUAACUGCAAUUGAAUUCAUUCUUGCUCAAGCCCCAAGACUAAUGCAAGGAUUUCUCAUUGGCCUUUGGUUCUUUUUGACGAGCUUUAAGAUACCGGUUGGGAUGCUGCUAUCAGUCAAUGUAAUUGAUUGUCAAUUCUAUGCAGUUAGUUUUAGGGUAGUGGCAAUGAUUCUAUUGCUCCCAUUGUAUGCAUUGACUGCUUCUAGAUACAAGAGGAGAGAGAGAGAUGAGUAUGCUGCCAUUAAUGAACAAAACAUUAUUGAAGAGUAUGUCGUCAAAGGAUUGGAUAGACGUGACGAAUAUUACAAACAACUUUCUGAUGAAUACCAUAUUUCUAAUUAGGUCAGCACUGUAAUGAUAAUUAUGAAUUAACGAGAAUUAUUUUAUCGAACAGAAGACAAUUUAAA
This is a messenger RNA of Amphimedon queenslandica, 1737 nucleotides long. RefSeq names its product solute carrier family 15 member 4-like. Gene Ontology annotation, cellular component: membrane. Gene Ontology annotation, molecular function: transmembrane transporter activity. Gene Ontology annotation, biological process: transmembrane transport. The record is from RefSeq and is a predicted model, not a curated record. NCBI's taxonomy places the organism in Eukaryota, Metazoa, Porifera, Demospongiae, Haplosclerida, Niphatidae. The coding region runs from base 14 to 1672 and encodes 552 amino acids. The transcript has a single exon.